AUGGAACCACUGCCUGAUCCGAAGAAUGAUAGACAAGUGAAGGAUGUUGAGCCUCCACCAGCAAAACCGUUAAGCUUAGAACUACUAUAUCCAAACGGAACGGAAGAGCCACCAGAUUAUAAGGCUCUAAGAGAUCAUUUAAAAAAAGAGGGUCGCAUAAGAAAAGAAGAUUGUUUAGAUAUAAUAAAGAAGGUGAUAGAUAUAGUAAGCAAUGAACCGAAUUUAUUAAGGUUAAAGGACCCAAUAACAAUCGUUGGAGAUAUUCAUGGUCAAUAUUAUGAUUUAUUAAAAUUAUUGGAAGUCGGAGGCAAUCCUGAUCAUACUCAAUUUUUAUUUUUAGGAGAUUAUGUCGAUAGGGGUUCUUUUAGUAUAGAAGUAUUAUUAUUAUUAUAUGCUUUAAAAAUAAAUUUCCCUGAUCGCAUAUGGUUAAUACGAGGAAAUCAUGAAUGUCGUCAAAUGACAACAUUUUUUAAUUUUAGAGAUGAAUGUGAAUAUAAGUAUGAUAUAGUAGUAUAUUAUGCUUUUAUGGAAUCUUUUGAUACAAUUCCUUUAUCAGCUGUAAUAAAUGGUAAAUUUUUAGGAGUUCAUGGUGGUUUAUCUCCUGAUUUAAUAUUACUGAAUCAAAUAUGUUCAUUUACUCGAUUUCAAGAACCUCCACGUUCAGGAAUUUUCUGUGACAUAUUAUGGUCAGAUCCUAUUGAUGAAGAUAAAGAAGAGCAUACCAUACAAACUGAAUCUUAUUUUCCUAAUGACAUAAGAGGAUGUAGUUAUUUUUUUGGAUACAAUGCAGCAACAACAUUUUUAGAAAAAAAUGGUUUAUUAUCAAUAAUACGAGCCCACGAAGCUCAACUUGAAGGAUACAAAAUGCAUCAGACAAAUUUAAAGACUGGUUUUCCCAUAGUUAUAACUAUAUUUUCAGCUCCUAAUUAUUGUGAUGUUUAUAAUAACAAAGGUGCGGUUUUAAAAUUCGAUAGUAACACAUUAAAUAUACAACAGUUUAGUUUUUCACCUCAUCCUUACCAUUUACCUAAUUUUAUGAAUUUAUUUACAUGGUCCUUACCAUUUGUAAGCGAAAAAGUUACAGAAAUGUUGUAUUCUCUUUUAAAUUGUAGUAUGAAUGAUACGGAUGAAGGUAUAAACGAUAUCGUUUUACCUAAAGAAGUAAUACAAAUUUUAAAUUAUAUUGAAGAAAAUAAUAAAAGAAUUAAUGAGAUGAAUUUUAAUAACAACGAUGAUAAUGUAGAAUAUGAAGAUAAUGGUCAAUAUGCAAAUCAAAGUAAUAAUAAUAAUAAUAAUAAUAAGGAUAACAAUUUUGAUGAUAUUACUUAUGAUGAUCAUAAAAAAGAGAAAGACAAAAGAAAUAAAAUAUCCUCAAAUGGUAACAUGCAAGAUAAUAAUCAAUUAUAUGAUCAUUCAGAAGGACAUAAUAAUUAUAAUGAUGAAGAUGAAUUCUUCAAAAAUGUUAAAAAGACAGAUACAAAUAAUAAUAAUAAUAAUAAUAAUAAUGAGGAGGAGGAGGAGGAUGGAAGAAAAAAUAAAGAUGUAGGACAAGUAUCUAAAGAAAGAACGGAUACUCUAAGAAAAAAAGUACAAUCGGUAGGUAGACUAAUGAGAGUUUUUAGAACCUUAAGGAAAGAAAAUGAAUUAAUUGUGCAACUUAAAGGAUGUAGUCCUGGUUAUAGAAUACCUGUAGGGUUAUUAUUAAGUGGAAAAGAGGGAUUGGAAAAUGAGCUGGAAAAAUUUACAAAGGUUAAAGAAAUUGAUAGUAUUAAUGAAAAGAGGCCAUCCAACGAAUAA
This is a messenger RNA of Plasmodium reichenowi, 1797 nucleotides long. RefSeq names its product serine/threonine protein phosphatase 2B catalytic subunit A, putative. Gene Ontology annotation, biological process: calcineurin-mediated signaling. The transcript has 2 exons. The record is from RefSeq and is a predicted model, not a curated record. The coding region runs from base 1 to 1797 and encodes 598 amino acids. Gene Ontology annotation, cellular component: cytoplasm; calcineurin complex. Lineage: Eukaryota; Apicomplexa; Aconoidasida; Haemosporida; Plasmodiidae. Gene Ontology annotation, molecular function: calmodulin-dependent protein phosphatase activity; calmodulin binding.